CCCAUGGGGAAGAUGUCCCUGAGGUCCCUGCGGGCGCUGCCGCUGCUGCUGGCCGGGCUGGGCGUGGUGUGCAUGGAGGAGAACGGCCCGGGCUCCGGCCUGGCCGUUCCCGGUUCCCGGCCGCUGCUGCGCCGUUAUUCCGAGGCCACCCUGGCCAGUGACUACAGCCGGACCAUGGACCACGUGCUCAAGAAGAACUUUGUGGAGUGGCUGCUGGCCAGGAGGGAGAAGAAAAGCCAUGACGCCGUGGAGCCGUUCAAGAGAGAGGCCGAGCCCCAAAAAGCGACCCCGGAGGGACAAAAAUUGGAUUUGGGAGCUCGAGGAGCUCCGGAUUUCCUGGAGUGGCUUUGGAAAAACAAGGAAAAACAAAGUUUUCCAGCUCUGGAAGGCUCCGAGGGCCUGAGGGAAUUUUUGGAGCAGGAAUUCCUGACGUGGCUGAUGUCUGGCGAGCUCUGCAGGACCACGUGAGCUCCUGAAAAUCCCUUUAUCCCCAAAAAUUUUAGUGUCUUUUUUUGGGGGUGGGGAGGGGGAAUCACAUUCCCACAUAAUGACCGAUUUUCUAAAAUUAUUUCAGGCAACUCCCACAAAAAAAAAAAAAAAAAAAAAAAAUUUCCAGCCAUUCCUGCCACAUUCCCUUAUUUUUAAUGGAAAAAUGUAAUUCCUGCAAUAAAACAGAGACAAAAAUCCCCAAAAAUCUCUGGAAAGAGGUGCUGGCGAAAUUUUGCAAUGGGGAAGUCAAAAAAAAAAAAAAAAAAAAGGAGAAUUAAUAAUUUACUGAACAAAUCAAAAUUGGGAAUAAGAGAAAGCUCCCUGUCCUUGCAGGAAAACUCUUUUUUCAAAUCUGUUUCCCCCCAAAAUUCCAGGGUUUUCCCACUGGGAAUCCCUUUGGAUGCCCAGGGAUCCACAGGUUCCAUGGGGGGAAAUUGGAUCAAUAAAAUUACUUUUUUUUUUUUUUUUUAAGGGUGUUUCCACAGGAAUUUUUAGGAAUUUUUUGUGCUUUUUUUCCCCCUGCCAGGACUGCGUAGCUCCAGAACUUUCCAUGGAAUUCCCACCUCAUCCCACGGCCAGCAGGAUUUUUCCCCUGGGAGCGUUUUCCUCAUGAAAUAAAGGAAUUUAAUUCAAAUUAAUAACUGUUAUUAAUUCCAUCAAUAAGAUCUGGGGUUUAAAACAUCAUGGAAAUCCCAAAUAAACAUCCUGGGAAUGCUGGAAUGGUUUGGAAGGGGUCCUAAA
This is a messenger RNA of Cinclus cinclus, 1230 nucleotides long. RefSeq names its product gastric inhibitory polypeptide (gene GIP). Gene Ontology annotation, molecular function: hormone activity; glucagon receptor binding. Gene Ontology annotation, biological process: regulation of fatty acid biosynthetic process; response to starvation; regulation of insulin secretion. Gene Ontology annotation, cellular component: extracellular region. The transcript is spliced from 4 exons. The record is from RefSeq and is a predicted model, not a curated record. NCBI's taxonomy places the organism in Eukaryota, Metazoa, Chordata, Aves, Passeriformes, Cinclidae. The coding region runs from base 4 to 468 and encodes 154 amino acids.